AUGCAAUUAAAUUACGAAAUACUUCAAGAAAUCUAUCAGAGUAAAAAGGUGAGAAUAGAGAAAGUAAGAUCAAUGCAAGAUAACCAGACUUAUAUUUAAAAAACGUAUCUACAAAAUAAAAAUGAAGGAUUGAAUGCAAUUAAAAUGUUAGCAUAGAUUAAGAAUCAAUUUGUAUUGUAAGUAAUCGAAUACCUUGAAAAUGAAGAACAACAAUUGGUUAUAAUAUAGGAAUAUUGUGAUUAAGGGGAUCUGAAAACCUUUACUCUACAACACAUCGGUUACAAAAUGCAAGAAAGCAUAAUUUGGUCACUCUUCCUAUAGAUGGCUUAUGCUCUCCUACAAUUAAAUGAACUUGGAAUACAACACAGAGUAUUAAUUCCUGAGAAUAUUCUACUGCUAGUAAGAACUGAAGGAUAUCAAAUUAGAAUUACAGAUUUCCACAAAUCUUCGAGACAAACUCUCUGUCAAUUACCCUGUGCUGCUAUAUACUUACCAUAUGAGUACUUUUUUGAAGGACAAUACACUUAGAAGUCACACAUUUGGCAGAUUGGCCAUAUCCUCUAUUUUAUGGUUUCACAAAAACUAUUAUUCCCAACAACCACCCUAGAGAAUCAAGUCAAAGAGCAACUAAGGAGAGGGCGAAUACAAAUUAAUAUACCCGAGGUCUAUUCUCAGGGACUAAACAAACUAAUCAAUGUCUGUUUGACCAUAAGAGAAAAUUAGAGACCCAAUAUUCUCUAAAUUUUGAGAAUGAAAGAAGUUAGAGAUGCUCUUGCAAGACCAUACUAUGAAUUUUCAUUAGAUCAAAGGAGACAUCUUAUGUACUGGAUUAAUAGUUCUGAAACUGCUAUUUCCAAUCCAGUAUAGUUUACAUUCAAUGAAUUUGAUUUGCAUUCUCCAAGACAAAUUCAGAAGGAUGUAGUGAUCAAAAAGAAUUUCAGAAAUUCAAAGUUGCCAGAGAUUUUUCAAUAAAAUCAGCAUGCCUUCAAAUCAUCAACUGAUCGCCUUCCAGAAUCAGAUAAUAUCAAAACUGAAACCAAAAGAAAGGAAGAUUUGUAUUUACAAUAGCAAUUGUUGUCAAAAACCUAUACAAAUAAGUAUUUCUAAGGCGUCGUCAAGCCUAUUAGUUUUCAUAAGAAAAAAUAAGUCAUUAAUAAUACUGAAUUGCCGAAGUUCUCUAUUCCUUAUCAAAAACAACUAGACCCUGUAUUUCAAAAUCUAUUGGAAAAUAAAAAAUAAAUAUGUGAUCGAUGGAUUGGAGAAACCGAGUAUAUGUUCCUAAGAUCAUAAAUUAAAUUUAAUAAAACAGAUAAAUUAUUGAGCUAUUUGUAAUAAAGGCACCCAAAAGUUGACGGCAGUGUUAUUUUGUAAUAAAUCAAUGAUAUUGCCCAUUUAGAAGACUAGAGAGGUUUUUAUAAAAAAUGUUGA
This is a messenger RNA of Paramecium tetraurelia, 1428 nucleotides long. RefSeq lists its product as uncharacterized. The transcript has 3 exons. NCBI's taxonomy places the organism in Eukaryota, Ciliophora, Oligohymenophorea, Peniculida, Parameciidae. The record is from RefSeq and is a predicted model, not a curated record. Gene Ontology annotation, molecular function: protein kinase activity; ATP binding. Gene Ontology annotation, biological process: protein phosphorylation.